CGAUGAUUAUACUUACAGUAGGUUCUUUUUCUACUAUCUAGCUUAUGCCCAUGACAUCUGAGCCGGACUAACUGCAGGGACGCACUGGCUUUUAACCGUUCAGGAACAAACGAUGGGGAACUUGGAAGGGAUUAAAAUGCGACACACAGUCUCACUCGUCGCUACUCAGCCUAGAAGUAAGAUCCCCACUUCUUCUACUAUCCUUAGAUAGCCCGGCGUGUCCUUUUGUCGAAAUGCAUCUUUCAACUGGUCUUUCGUUGGUGUCCAUCGCAUAUCUGUGGGACGUUGUAUCUGCAUCAACAAACCUCACCCAAUGUUUCCUAGACAUGCAGGCGGGGAAAUUUGGGCCAGACGCUGGCCUUGACAGUUAUGGAAACCCUGUUCAAAACCUACGGGAUGCAACCGCGAUCCCCUAUGAUCUAUGUGUUGUAGUGUGCGGAGGAGGUCCUGAAGCUUUUGAUUGGUCCAAUUUCUCGAACCAGCUCAAUACCUGGCUACUUCCAUGGCUUGCCUUACUCUCUCAACUUCCAUUCGGAGCCAACGACCACCUUCAAAACUUACUUGCCGUCGUCCUUACCAUUGGCUCUCCUGUCCUGGCAUCAUACUCUGUGGUGCUGACAGUGCUUAAUGGACGAUGGAUUGCGCAACGGUUUUCUGGCUCUACCUAUCCCAACACGCUUGCGGCCGUACGUGCUUUGAAAGAUCUACAGCAAGCACCGAUUACAUUGAAUUUAGAUGACAAGGCACUUUUGGCUUCUUUGGUCGUUCUUCCAGAGAAUGAUGAUUGGUGGAAGAAACUUUUACAGCAUAUUGACUGCACGCAUACGUGGUCGAUAUCCGCUGGUAUAUCUCUGGCAUGGGUUUUCAUUGCCUACGCCAUCUCUGUCAUAGACUCUCUCUUCAAUGUGUUACAGGGAGUAGAAGUCGAUGGCCUUGGCUCAGUCUGGCUCUGGCUUCUUCCUGUCGUUAUUUCCUGGCUGCAGAUUUCACCCAAAUGCGAUAGCGGUCGAAUAACAGAGUCACUGCGACAUGCUAACGAGAUUGCUUAUGUUGCUGUCGAAGGCUGCAACAAAUCUAAACGUGCAGGAGAAAUUAGUGAUCAUCGUGCCUUCUUUUUCAAAGACGGUCACAAUCCAUUGUACAGCGAUGAGCGAUGUACAUCGCCGAUCUACAACUAUUCCCGUCUGUUUUCCUGGACUGCCGUUGUGGAGGAAGUAUGUGUCUGCUUUGAGGAAGCAACCAGACGUUCUCGCCUCUAUCAACCUGUUGCUUCAGAAAAAGAGUGGGUUCUUGGGGAACAAUCUUGUUAUGUGGAAUUGGAAAACCGUUAUGGCACGUCGUCGGAAGUGGUCACAUAUUGUUCGCCGCUCUUUCGACAGACAGAUAGAUGGGGUCCCGGUGUAUUUGGAAGGAUUGCUGUUUCUUCGAUUAUGGCCCUUUUUCUCCAGUGGGGCACUGCUGGUGCUGCUAUGAUUGUUGCAAUAAAAACACCUACUCGUGGUCUCAGUUGCCUCUCCGGGAGCUUCCUCGUUUAUGCAUCGGUUUCAACAGUUGUCUGGUUUUUUCUGCUCAUUGCAAGCAUUCUUUCUCACUUUUCUUCUUUCAAUAAUGUAUACUCCAAUAUGACUGCUACACUUUCUAUCAUUAUACGUCGAGUUGGAAAAUUUUUGGCUGCGGCAAAUGCCGUAUGGAUUUUGACUGCAUGUAUAUUCAAUUUCAGUUCGUUCUUUGACAGGUGCUACUGCAACAGUAGCGUACUAGGGAUUGGCGCUGCAAAAGCCUUCAAUGUCUUAAUUUUCACACAAGCCGACCAGUUCUCCACGCGUACGGCUUGGAUUGGAGCAGCUUUUUUGGCAAUGGGUUCUGCAGCCAUUUAUAUUAUAUUUAUCAACUUGUACGUUAAUUCUCCGCUAUCAGCCACUAUUUGUGAUUCCGAAUCAAACGUAUGCGUAUAACAGUACAGAGUAUGUACACUAC
This is a messenger RNA of Lentinula edodes (shiitake mushroom), 1977 nucleotides long. RefSeq lists its product as uncharacterized. The record is from RefSeq and is a predicted model, not a curated record. The coding region runs from base 234 to 1955 and encodes 573 amino acids. The transcript is spliced from 2 exons. Lineage: Eukaryota; Fungi; Basidiomycota; Agaricomycetes; Agaricales; Omphalotaceae.